AGAUUAAGUCAACACAAACUCAUCAUACGUCCUUUCUACCUGAAACAUUACAAUUAUACUCUUUUCUAUAUGAGACAAAACAAAUAUUGAAUGAGCUGUCUGAUAAAAAGUAUACUAAAUUUCACCACAUCACACCAUGCAUGUUGUUAACGUCUUAACUACACAGUCUAUAUUAUUGAUGAGGCGAAAAAUUACGUACUAAAAAAAAACAAAAAUUUAUAUUUAUCAUGUUUUUAUCUGUGGAUGGUUAUAUUUUCUGGUUGUUGAUGUUGAAGGUUGGAGAUGAUUAGUCUCUGUUGUUAUAUCUGAAUAAUUUUCUAUGUGUGACCCUUACAAAUAAAGAUUCAUACCUGUCGCUCAAGAUAGUGUUUAGCUAGACGCGGUAGCUAGGUGGAUAACGCGUUAGGUGUUUGGAGCAGAAGAUACUGAGUUUGAGUCUCAAAGUGAACAUUAAUUCCUAGAUGUAGUUGAAUCCAUCCGAUAAGUUUCAAAUAGGACGAAAUAAAUGUCAUGGAUUUUACUACUGAUUAGUAUCCAACUUUAUCGUGUUUUACUUUCAUUCUGUGAUAAAUGAACACGUCUUCUUUGCAAUGUUUAGCCUCUGGUAGGUUUGUGGUGGAUUUGGAUUACAACAACCUUAUCGGAAUUAUUAAUUACCCAUAAUUGUGGAUUAUGGUACCAAAUGCAGCUCGAAAACGUCAAAGCCUUCUGAUUUAAGUAACGUCCCAUAACUUUUCUUUCUGUUUAUAAAUUAUAAUUGAUGUAUUAGAACAUUAACUUGUGGACUUAAUAACGUUAUUGUCAUUUUUGAGUUGAUAUAAUUUUUGGUCCACCAGUGCUUAUUUUAUUUGCUAUAUUGUCUGUUUUACCUGACUCGUCAGUUUAUUUUCCAUAUAGUGUAUACUCUCCAAAUAAACUUAGCGAUAUGGAAGGUCCCCAUGUAAACGUUCCUAAUUCACUAGCAAACUUGUCCGACCCUAUCUUAAGUAUAGUUAAUGCUAUCGCCGAAUUCAGACUCCCAACAUACGGUGCUAACAACCCAAGAGUCUGGUUUGCUCAAAUAGAGGCCUUAUUUAUAAAUCUAUAUCUAUAUAUCUAGAGGUACCCGUUCAUACGCGACAAAAUAUGAGUACGUAGUCAGUGCACUCCUCAUCAAAAUCACUGCCGAAGUUGGGGAUUUAAUUAAUCAUGUGCCGCAGAACGAGCCAUAUGGUAAAAUAAAAGCUGCCGCCACCUCAGUCUCUGACAAAAAAGGAUUAUAACAACAGUUAAGGGCAUGCGAACUUGGAGACAAGAAACCCUCACAGUUUUUACGGCUUAUGAAACAACUAGCGGGUUCAUACAAGUUAGAUGAAGCCCUUCUAAAGCAAAUGUGGUUUCAACGCUCACCACAUAAUGUGAGACAAAUCCUUAGUGUGUCAAGAAAUUCAGUUGCCUUAGAUGAUUUAGCGGAUAUUGCUGACAAAACGGUGGAAAUCUACCCAGAUAGUCAUAGCGUAAACUCAGUACAAGCUGCUGAAAGAACUGAUACAGGUAGCACAGCCAUGUUCCAACAACAGCUAACGGAACUGCCAAAUCAGCUAGCAUCAUUAAAAGCGAUGAUAGCCACAGUACAAAUCAGGCGACCAAGAUCACCGUCCAGACAAAGAUCAUUUUCGAGGCAGCGUUCUCAGUCACCUUAGCAAACCUUCGGAAUUUGCUGGUAUCACCAAAACUGUGGUGCAAAGGCACGAUGUCGCACACGGCCGUGCACAUUCACAACCACUACCAAUGACAAUCUGGGAAACGAGCCACCCAGACAGUACUGGGGGCGCCUGUUUCUGGCCAAACCACAAGCCGUCUUUCCCAUAUCAGGGACCGUAUUUCUGACUAAGACUUUUUAGUCGAUACAGGAGCCGAAAUAAGCAUUAUCCCGCUUGGACUUUUAUGACGACGGCACACCGCGAGCACCAAGUUGUCACUUCGAUCGGCCAGCGAAACAAUCAUCGAGACCUAUGGAGAGCAAUCUUCAGUUUUAGACCUCGGCAUCCGAUGACGAUUCACCUGGAUUUUUACAGUUGCGCAAGUAAAACAACCCAUUCUCAGAGCAGACUUUCUCAGCGCUUACGACCUGUUAGUGAACAUGAAUAAAAAGAAAGUUGGUCGACAAAAAUACCCGUCUACAUAUGAAUGGUGCAAUCAUCACUAACUGUGAGAUUCAUGGUGUGAUUAAAAUAAAGUUUCUAGUAAAAAUUACGCUCUUAAGUGAAGUAUUCACUCAUUAAAUGAAUGAAUAAAUACUUGAAAAUGCUAGAUAUCACACUUUUUUUGAUACUGAGACGGAAUAGUUAUCGUCACACGAGAAAACAUGAAAAAUAAGUUGAUUCAAACUAAACCAGAUUUGUGAAUAAGUGUUCCACACACCAAAAUAAUCAUAAAUCAUUAUGAAUCAACAGUAACCACUGAUAUGUCCUUUAGCUAGAUGAAGCAUGUGACUGAGUUAAAUCAAUAUUAUGGUGCAAGACCUAAUAGUGCAAAGAUCAGUUGUCGUAACAGACUUAAAUAUGUAUUAUUAUAAAUUGUAUGAAACACUAAGUUUUCCCAUGUAAACUAUUAAAUUUAUAUAUCCUUAGAUACAGUUAUGUUAAUAAUAUAUUCGGACUUGAAAACUAUUAGGAAGGAUAGCCCAGGCCAGAUUUGGUUGGAGGGCCCUGGUCGGCGGCCUAUGCUCAUCGAGUGGUAACAGGAGUGAGUGAGAAAGUUUGCAUUAGACAGCUUUUUAUCGCGAAAUGCUAUUUAGCAAUAUGGCGUGGUAUGGAGUAUUUAUUUCUCAAGCAAAACCAUCAGGAAAAAGUUCGAAGUAUACGCUAAUAAUAUGUAGAAAACCUAUUAAAGCUUUACAAAUGGAAACAACUCAAUAGGUAGUGUACGCUAAUAACUCGAAGUUCCAGAAAGCUUGCACCGCUCAUUUCAUUUCAGUUUGAGUUUUCAACUUCCAAAAAUGAUCCUUAUAGGGACAAUGUUGUGUUCUGACCCAGUAACAACAGAACAAUUAACUAUGUUCCUGUAUUUCUCUCUCUCUCCCUCUCUCUCUGUAUAUAUAUAGUUUGUAAUCUUCCACUGUAAAUCCUUGGAGAAUGAAAUACAUGGAUUAAUUGACAAUUAUCAAAACUUAACAGAUUUCUGAAUGAUCUGAGAAUGGUAGUGUGAAGAUUUCUGAAUCGCAUUCAACACUCAAAUUGAAAGCUCAUCGUUAUCAGCGAAACAGAAACUAUCAACAUGUGAAUCUACUUGUCCUAAUCAUUCAACAAGUAUAUAUAUGGUUAUUUUCCAUCCGUCUGCGGGUUUAUACUUUGGAUGUAUGUCUUGUUUGAGAACCAAAGAUACUGACCAAACUUUUGAUCACCCUGGAAGAGACAUUAAAUUUACCGUUGUUCUGUAAACUAUGUAUGAGAAAAACUUAUGUGAACUUAUCACAUCAUCAUGAGGUUUCCAAUUUUCUGACACAUGUUCUCCGGAUGUAUUUGGAUUUUUUAAAUCUUUUACGCAAUUGAGUUUUUAAUUCCCAGUGUCUUAUUCCCAAAUGUCAGCAUAUCCAUAGUAAAUGAAACUGAUCAGCUAAUUUUUCUCGUUAUCCAGUGUCUGUGUAAAUGUUUACUAUCAUACCUUAUCUGUCAUUCUAAGUAUAGUCUACAAGUGGAUCGCUUCUUAUAAUCCGUUUCAGCUUAUUAUAACAGUUUCAUUGUAUGAUCAGCUUAUUCUUUGCAUAACCAAUUUAAUUUAUUUUGUUAAUCGAUUGGUAACCAAUAUAGUUUGUUCCACUGUAUGAACAAUCCAUUCCAAUACUUAUAACAUGUAAGAAGUCAUCUGUUCGCUUUCUCGAUACCAGUUAUUUCACUUUUUAUGCAACUUACAUCAUUAACAGUUAAUACUGUACUAUCGAGCUUUAUUUAUUCACGUUAUGAUUUAUCAUUAAUAUAUCUCAGCACUCAUUUGUGUCAG
Schistosoma bovis is the source of this 3981-nucleotide messenger RNA. The record is from the annotation of a GenBank genome assembly. Lineage: Eukaryota; Metazoa; Platyhelminthes; Trematoda; Strigeidida; Schistosomatidae.